AUGUACACUGGAGACAUUCUCUUCCAGCAGAUCACGCCCGAGAAUGCCGACGCCUUCGAGGGGAAUGCUGUAGAGUACUUGGGCGGAUUGGAUGAGCUCCAAACGGAUCCAACUGCUUCGUCCUUCUUUGCCGAGCCGAAGGACUUCUCAGGUGACGUGCCCCCGCUCUUCUUCAGCGUCGGAGCCUCCGAGUCGAUCCUUGGAGACUCCGUCCACGUGGCCCAGACAGCUGCGCAAGCGGGUGUGGACGUGAUCCUGGAUGUCUACCAUGCCAUGUGGCAUGUGUUCCCGAUGUACUCGGAAGGCUGCGGCAGUGGCACGGAGCUUUGGCAAGGAGCUUAUGCCAUUAACAAGACGGGCCUCUUCGUCCGGCACAUUGCAGAGACGGGCCGAUUACCAUACAAGGUGACUAUCGAGGGUCCCAAGGGUGGCCCUCCGCACUCGAGUAUCCUGGCCCGCUUCUGGGAGCCCGGGACAAGCAAGUUACCUGCCUUCCAGUACCUCUACGACCCCAACAUCAAGAAGUUCGAGAAGGUUGGGGAGCUGAUGCCCAACACGGAUGCAGCGUACAGCUACAAGGACCUGAUGAAGACCUUGGCGCACUCGUCGCCAUGGGUUGUGCUUCCAUCCCUCACAG
Messenger RNA from Symbiodinium sp. CCMP2456, 637 nucleotides. The record is from the annotation of a GenBank genome assembly. Lineage: Eukaryota; Dinophyceae; Suessiales; Symbiodiniaceae.